AACAUGAAGUUAUGCACCUGGUCAAACAGGGUAAGAACAAAAAAAGUCCAUUUUGAAUUCACAUAUUGCGUUAGUUAGUAACAGUAACUGUAAGUAAGAAGAUAUUCGGACACCUUCCCAGCACGACCUUCUCUGGUGUUGAACAAAGCCGUGUCGCUGAAGAGCGACGUGAACAUCCUGUGGACCCAGCUGGCCUGAGCGGUGCGAUGAUACUCAUCCUCCGCCUCUUGGUUCUCUGUGCCGGCUGAAGACCAACAGGAUAACACUGACUGCCACUGACUCAGCCAAAGCACUGAGGAGGAACAUGAUGAGCUUUGAACCUUGAGCGCAGAUGGGACACUCAAACGUUCAACUCCCAGAGAGAAAACAACACUGCGGAGGUGAAGAGGAGUGCAGCCAAGAAGAAGAAAAGAAAAAAAAAAGACAAAAAUUUUUUGGAGUAUGAACACAUUAAUUUUUUUCAUUUUGGCUCUUGGUUGUGUUGUCUGUGCUGGAGGUAACCCAUGUUGCUCGGAACCAUGCCAGAACCGAGGCGUCUGCACCGCACUCGGAACCCGAGCGUAUGAAUGCGACUGCACCCGUACGGGAUAUAGCGGUCCCAACUGCACCAGGCCCGAAUUCCGAACCCGCAUCAAACUCCUACUGAAACCGUCACCCAACACGGUCCAUUAUAUUCUCACCCACUUCAAGGGCUUCUGGAACAUCAUCAACAACAUCUCAUUCCUAAGAGAUGCCAUCAUGAAAUAUGUGCUGACAUCUCGCUCCCACAUGAUUGAUAGCCCCCCGACGUACAACGCUGAUUACGGUUACAAAAGCUGGGAGGCCUACUCCAACCUUUCCUACUACACCAGAGCCCUCCCCCCGGUUCCGCAGGAUUGCCCAACCCCGAUGGGAGUCGUAGGUAAAAAGGAGCUACCCGACGCUAAGGUUCUUGCUGAGAAGCUCCUGAUGAGAAGACAGUUCAUCCCCGACCCGCAGGGAACCAGCCUGAUGUUUGCGUUCUUCGCUCAGCACUUCACGCAUCAGUUCUUCAAAUCCGACAUGAAAAGAGGUCCCGCCUUCACUCAGGCGAAAGGACACGGGGUGGAUCUCAGUCAUAUUUACGGAAACGGUCAGGAGAGGCAAUACAAGUUGAGGCUCUUCAAAGAUGGCAAGCUUAAAUAUCAGAUGCUGGAUGGAGACAUGUACCCCCCGACAGUCAAGGAAGUGGGCGUUGAUAUGCACUACCCUCCUCAUGUACCCGACUCUCAUCGCUUUGCCGUGGGACACGAGGCGUUCGGACUGGUCCCCGGUCUCAUGAUGUACGCCACCAUAUGGCUCCGGGAGCACAACCGGGUGUGUGACGUCCUGAAGCAGGUCCAUCCUGACUGGGACGAUGAAAGACUCUUUCAAACGGCACGGCUCAUUCUGAUUGGAGAAACCAUCAAGAUCGUAAUCGAGGACUACGUCCAGCAUCUGAGCGGCUACAACUUCAAGCUCAAAUUCGAUCCCGAGCUGCUGUUCAGCCAGCGUUUCCAGUACCAGAACCGCAUCGCGUCCGAGUUCAACACCCUCUACCACUGGCACCCACUCAUGCCCGAUUCCUUCCACAUCGAGGAGAAAGAUUACACCUACAAAGAGUUCGUUUUUAACACUUCUGUCGUGACCGAGCACGGGAUCGCUAACCUGGUGGAGUCGUUCACCAAGCAGAUAGCCGGCCGGGUUGCCGGUGGGCGGAAUGUCCCCGCGCCGAUCAUGUAUGUGGCCGUUAAAUCCAUCGAGGACAGCAGGAAAAUGCGCUAUCAGUCCCUGAACGCAUACAGGAAAAGAUUCUCCAUGACUCCGUAUAAGUCAUUCGAGGACUUGACAGGAGAAAAAGAAAUGGCAGCAGUUCUGGAGGAGAUGUACGGUGACGUUGACGCUGUGGAACUCUACCCGGGACUGCUGGUGGAAAAACCCCGGCAAAACGCCAUCUUUGGGGAGACCAUGGUGGAGAUGGGCGCCCCUUUCUCACUCAAAGGCUUGAUGGGAAACCCCAUUUGUUCUCCGGAAUACUGGAAACCCAGCACCUUCGGAGGCAGCGUAGGAUUCGACAUCGUCAACACGGCAUCGCUGCAGAAGCUGGUGUGCAAUAACGUGAGGGGGCCUUGCCCCGUGGCGUCUUUUAAUGUGCCUGACGUGAAAGAUACAGGAUCCGUGGUCAUCAAUUCCAGCACGUCGCCGUCACGCCGUAGUGACAUCAACCCUACGGUCAUUUUGAAAGAAAGGACUACUGAGCUCUAAAGUUUAUUGCAGUAUUUGUUAUUAUUUCAUUCAGCUAUUUAAUUAUUUAUUGUUAAUUAUUUAUUGUAUUUAUAAGAGAAAUACACCACUUUAUUAAUUUUUUUAAAUUAAAUUUACUAGUUUAUUUUAUUUUAUUUUUUUUUUUAAGUUUUUUUUUCCAUAAAUUUCCGACUUCAUUCUUGUAAAUUUACAACUUAAUUUUCGUAAUAUAAAAAAAUUUUGUUCUUGUAAUUUUAUGACAUUAUUCUCAUAAUAUUGCAACUUUAUUUUCGCAAAUUUACAACAAACUAAUUCUUGUCAAUGUACAACUUUCGGAAUAUUUGAAUAUAAUAUUUGAUUAUUUAUUUUUAAUUAUUUAUUUUAUUUGUAAGAGAAAUCCACCACUUGCAGACUUUAUACUUAAAGUCUGCAAGUACUUAAUUUUUUUUAAUUAAAUUUGCUAGUUUAUUUUCAUAAUGUUACAAGUUUUUUUUCUCGUAAAUUUCCAACGUAAAUUUCCAACGUAAAUUUCCAACGUAAAUUUCCAACGUAAAUUUCCGACUUCAUUCUUGUAAUUUUACAACUUAAUUUUCGUAACUUGUAAUUUUAUGACAUUAUUCUCAUAAUGUUGCAACUUUAUUUUCGCAAAUUUACUCUCGCUAAUUUACGACUUUAAACAAACUAAUUCUUGUUAAUGUACAACUUUCUGAAUAUAAUAUUUAAUUAUUUAUUGUUAAUUAUUUAUUGUAUUCAUAAGAGAAAUCCACCACUUGCAGACUUUAUUCUUUAUUAAUUUUUUUAAAAUUAAAUUUACUAAUUUAUUUUGAUAGUGUUACAAUUUUUUUUUCUCGUAAAUUUCCGACUUCAUUCUUGUAAAUUUACAACUUAAUUUUCGUAAUACAAAAAAAUGUUGUUCUUGUAAUUUUAUGACAUUAUUCUCAUAAUAUUGCAACUUUAUUUUCGCAAAUUUACAACUUUACUCUCGCUAAUUUACGACUCUUUACGAUUCUUGUUAAUGUACAACUUUCGGAAUAUUUGAAUAUAAUUUUUAAUUAUUUAUUGUUAAUUAUUUAUUGUAUUUGUAAGAGAAAUCCACCACUUGCAGACGUUAUACUUUAUUAAUUUUCUAAAUUAAAUUUACUAGUUUAUUUUGAUAAUUUUACAAGUUUUUUUUCUUGUAAAUUUCCGACUUCAUUCUUGUAAAUUUACAACUUAAUUUUCGUAAUAUAAAAAAAAAAUUGUUCUUGUAAUUUUAUGACAUUAUUCUCAUAAUAUUGCCACUUUAUUUUCGCAAAUUUACAACUUUACUCUCGCUAAUUUACGACUUUAAACAAACAAAAUUCUUGUUAAUGUACAACUUUCGGAAUAUUUGAAUAUAAUAUUGAAUUAUUUAUUGUUAAUUAUUUAUUGUAUUUAUCAGAGAAUGAUAAAUUUCUAUGGAAUUCUAUAUGUUGUUUUAUGGCUAAAUGUGGUUUAUUUAUUACAACACAGCGUGUAUUGUAAGUUAUUGUAAAAUGAAAGACCUCAGCGACUGCCACCUGAUACUUGAACGUUAGUUUACAAUUUUCACGCCGUUAUAGUAUAAGUUACAUGGCUGACGUUUUUUUUUUUUUUUAUUUAUACACUAAGUGCUGCUCGUUUUUUCCACUUUUAAGUAUUUUUACUUUGUACCAGACAAAACGUAGUACUUGUUGAGUUGUGGAUACAGUGACCCUUUAAAAUUAUUGAAUGAUUUUAAUUGAUUUGAGUAUUUUUUUGUAUUUAUAAUUGUUUUUUUUUUAUGUGUUUUUUUUAUAGUCAUUUGAAAUGACACUGGAUCUAAGUUGCACAGUUUUAUAUUAAUGUGUAUUUGAUGUCUUGUAGAAAACUCACUUGAAUAUUCAUGUUAGAUAUGUUAUCAACGGCUAUUUACAUAUCAGGUUAGCGCUAAUUGUGCUUAGCGGGAAAUGAUGAAUAUCAUUGUUAUCAUUGUCACUCUUUUCUUUGAUAUUCUUGACAUUCAAUCUUUUGAUCCAAGUUGUGGAAAUGUGCAAAGU
Doryrhamphus excisus (bluestripe pipefish) is the source of this 4277-nucleotide messenger RNA. Its product is annotated as prostaglandin G/H synthase 2-like. Gene Ontology annotation, molecular function: oxidoreductase activity, acting on single donors with incorporation of molecular oxygen, incorporation of two atoms of oxygen; heme binding; peroxidase activity. Lineage: Eukaryota; Metazoa; Chordata; Actinopteri; Syngnathiformes; Syngnathidae. Gene Ontology annotation, cellular component: neuron projection; cytoplasm. Gene Ontology annotation, biological process: cyclooxygenase pathway; response to oxidative stress. The record is from RefSeq and is a predicted model, not a curated record.